AACAAAAAAAAAUCUAAUAAGAGUUAAUCGUAAAAAUGAAACUGAAAAAUAAAAUAAAAAAGGAAAUAAAGUAAAUACUAAAUGAAACAAUAGUAUAAAACAGUUAUUAAAGUAAUAAAAUUAAUUAAUAUAAAAAUAUGAGUGCAUUAAAAUUUAUAUAGUAUAUUAAAUUUUCCAAUUAUAUUCCUAUUAUAAAUAGAAUAGUAUAUGUUAAUUUGAGUAACUACCUUUUAAAAAAUAAAGAUAAUAUCUUAGAAUAAAGACACGGUAUACACAACCGCCUCUCCUAUAAAUAAAUACCGUACCAUAGUGCAGCACAUAACUUUUACACUUUAUACUUUUAUAGUACUCUCAGCCCCCAAAUAAUAAGUCUUUCACAAUUACAAAUUAAUCUUUUUAAUUUGAGUUCUAAAACACAUUAAUUAUUAACUAAUCGCUAAAAUGAUGACUCCAAAAUGGCUUGUUUCCAUGACUAAGAAUUUCACUGCAAAGAAGAAAAAAAACAUAACGACGGCAGCAUCAGCAGCAGCAGCAGCAGCAGCAGCGAAGGAAGAGCACGUUGUCGUUUACAGCAGAGACGAGAAGCGUUUUGAGUUGGCUUUGAAAUAUAUGGGAAGUAUAGUGAUAUUGGAACUGGUGAGAAUGUCAGCAGAGAUGGAUGGUAGUGCAGUGGGUGGUAAUAAUGGUAUUAGUUGUAUUAGGUUGCCUUGUGAGAGUUCGGCUUUGGAGUAUGUUAUUUCUUUCUUUGAUAAGCAUGAUGGACAUGUUGAUGAAGAUACACAGAAGGCUCUUCUAUCUAUUUUCACCUCAAAUAUUGAUCACACUGUAAAUACAUCAUCAUCAAUCACCGCCUCUUAAUUCAUUUGCUUGGAGUUUGGAAUCGGUUCUAUUAUUAUAAGAAUACAAUAUAUAAUAUUUAUGUUCUGGUGUUUGUAGUUGUACUCAUAAAGUUAUUCAAAUUGACCGCACAAUAUUCAAUCUUGAGUUAAGAUGUAUUUCAGAUAAAUAUAUAAUGUUUUUUCAUUCA
Cannabis sativa is the source of this 1027-nucleotide messenger RNA. RefSeq lists its product as uncharacterized. NCBI's taxonomy places the organism in Eukaryota, Viridiplantae, Streptophyta, Magnoliopsida, Rosales, Cannabaceae. The record is from RefSeq and is a predicted model, not a curated record. Bases 442 to 858 code for a protein of 138 amino acids. Gene Ontology annotation, biological process: response to auxin. The transcript has a single exon.